Molecule: messenger RNA, 1159 nt
Organism: Eruca vesicaria subsp. sativa (arugula)
Lineage: Eukaryota; Viridiplantae; Streptophyta; Magnoliopsida; Brassicales; Brassicaceae
Source: the annotation of a GenBank genome assembly
CUCCUCAACUUCUAUUUUACUCUCCCCAAACACUUCCUCCUUUGAGUCACCAAAUCAUAUCAAACAUGUUGAAAACAACAACGAUGAUGACCCUUCUCACCGCCCUCUUCCUGAUGGACCUAACUUCAUCCACCGCCACAUACACACCAACUUCCUCCGCCUCCACAGAAACGUACAUAUUUGCAAAGUGUACUCCCGAAAAGUUCUCUCCUGGCUCCUCCUUCGAGACCAACCUCAACUCCCUCUUCUCUUCCCUCGUCAGCUCCACCGUCGCAAGCCGCUACAAUAACCUCACCGUUGGUGGAAAACCCGAGCCGGCCGCUACCGUAUAUGGUCUCUUCCAGUGCAGCGUUGACCUAGACGCAACUUCUUGCUCCUCGUGCGUAUCACGUGCCAUAGCACUGGUGGGAAACACAUGUCCAAACUCGUACUCCGUGUUCUUGCAGAUGCAAAGUUGUCUUGUCCGUUACGACAAGAACUCGUUCUUUGGCGUUCAGGACAAAACAGAGAUGCUCAAGAAAUGUGGACAGCCGAUGGGAUUCAACGACCAGGAUGGGUUGACUAGGGUCGCUGACGUCAUGGGCUCUUUGAGUUCUGGAAGUGGACCCGACAGGACUGGAGGGAACGGGGAUGUUCGUGGUGUGGCUCAGUGCAUGGGUGAUCUAAGUUCAGCACAGUGUCAAGAUUGCUUGACUGAUGCAAUCGGACGGCUGAGAUCUGAUUGUGGUAUGUCCCAGGGAGGAUACGUUUACUUGUCCAAGUGUUACGCGCGUUUUAGCUACGGUGGUAGUCACGCACGUCCGAUUCCAAACACAAACUUUGGAGAAGACAAAGACGAUAAAGAUAAUGACGGAAUCGGGAAAACAUUGGCGAUAAUAAUAGGGAUCAUCACCUUAGUUAUCUUGCUCGUUGUGUUUCUCGCUUUUAUUGGAAAGCAAUUGAGAAAACUACAAGACGAGAAAUGUUGUAAAUGAAAGGUAAAAGUGGGAAAGAGAUCAAUCAACAACUCUAGUCGAGCCGUGUAAUGCUAUAGUUGUAGUUAUAUUGUAUUUUGCAGUUGAAUUUUGUAUUAUUAUCAGCUUCUACAGCCAAAACAAUUUAAAUGGAAAAUAAUUAACAAAACGUCCUUCUUAUCUUGUAUUUGGAUAUGGACGUAGCA